AUGUAUGUCCAUCAAUUUCAUUUUGGAGAGAUAAACAAGACGUUUUGCAACAAGUGUGGUGGACAGGUUAUGCCCAUUGACACGUCAGGACUUAAGUGGCAAGUCUUCAUAUAUUUGCUGUGUUCAUGGGAUGGGAAGAGUGGCCUCCUGGACGAUAAGAGCCAGCAACAUAUGCAACAUGGUGGGGAUACCUUGCUAAGUGCUCCUAUCUGCCUGUCUGCUUGCAGAUUCCAUCCAAUGAACCCAAAUCUGUUGUUUGUCGGCAAUGGUGGAGCGAUCAGUGUAAUGAACCUGAGCACAGGAUCACAGGCUUUCAGCCAUACAAUUGCACAUGGAGGCAGUCAUCCUGAGGUCACAGCCCUGGCCUGCAGCAACACGAGCAUGUUUGCUGGGGAUGAGAACGGAGACCUUCACGUGUUCCGCUGCGAGGUGCAUGUUGCUGGGUCGUCUCAGCACCUCCCUGCAAUAUUUGCAUGGCCACACCCAGGUGGAAAGGGCAGCGCCAUUGUGUCCAUCCAGUGGCAGGGCUACAUCACAGCGGUGAAGGGUCCAGCGCUGCUCGUCAUGUAUCUGGACAGCACAGUUGCGGUGUACAAAGUCUACGAUGGGGUCUCCUGCAGGCUAGAGCUCUUCACCAAAGCAGAACUGCCCCCAGCAGCACGGCGCAUCUGUGCCGUGUGGUGCCCUUCCAUCUCCAUUCACGAGCCCCAGUGCAUUGCGGCGGGGGGCGAGGACACAAACGUGCACGUGUACGACAUCCACAGGGUGCGGAGCACCGCUGUGGUGGUCAAUCAACUACAGGCGCACGCUGCUCCUGUGGUGGACGUGUCUUGGAGCUACGAUGAGAGCUGCCUGGCGUCUGGAGACUGCGAUGGGACGGUGAUCGUGUGGAAGCGGGAUCACUCUGCAAUGUCGUCCAGGCGGACGUCUGCUGACUGA
Molecule: messenger RNA, 939 nt
Organism: Ostreobium quekettii
Lineage: Eukaryota; Viridiplantae; Chlorophyta; Ulvophyceae; Bryopsidales; Ostreobiaceae
Source: the annotation of a GenBank genome assembly